CAUCAUCAUCAUCAUCAGCAGCAUCUUCCAGGACGCUUUCUUUCCCCGGGAGUGUGUGUGCGUGUUGUGUGCGCGCGCAGCCACCCUCAGAGCAACAUGUUUCGAGCCUGGGGACGCGGAAGGUGCACCGGCGGCGGGGGCUCGGCGACGGCGGCGGCGGCACCGCAUCAGCAGCGGACCAUGGCGGCGGCGGCGACGUUUGCGUCCGGACGGGUCAGGCAGGUGUGGGUGUCCUGUUGGAUUCUGCUGUCGGUGACGUGUUUCUGCGCCCGGGCUCAAGAUGACGUGCCACCUUAUUUCAAGAUGGAGCCUCCUCAGACCCAGGUUCAUUUGGAGGGCAACCGGCUGGUCCUCACCUGCAUGGCUGAGGGCAGCUGGCCCCUGGAGUUCAAAUGGAUUUACAACGGCACCGAGCUGACCCGCUUCUCCUUGGAGUACAGGUAUCUGAUCCCUUCGCUGGACCGAUCCAAUGCCGGCCACUACCGAUGCAUCGUGAGAAACCGAGUUGGCGCCAUAAUGCAGUGCAGCACUGAAGUGAGGGUGGCCUACAUGAGCAGCUUCGUAGAAAGCGACAGGACUCAAACUGUGUCUCAAGGCGACGGCGCUCUCAUCCACGCCCCGCGCAUCCACAGCUUCCCCAAGCCUCAGAUCACCUGGUUCCGAGACGGACGCAAGAUUCCUUCCAGCAGUCGCAUGGCCAUCAGUCUGGACAACACUCUGGUCAUCCUGUCAACAGUGGCGCCCGACGCAGGUCGUUACUACGCCCAGGCCGUCAAUGACAAGAACGGGGAGAACAAAACCAGUCAGCCCGUCACACUCACUGUGGAGAAUGUGGGAGGACCUGCAGACCCCAUCGCCCCCUUCAUAAUCAUCCCCCCAAAGAACACCAGCGUGACUAUGGGGAGGAACGAGGCCAUCUUGGAGUGCAUCGCCAACGCCAGGCCGCUGGUCAAGAUGAGCAUCACUUGGAGGAAAGAUGGCGCGGUGGUCAACACGGGUAUCAGAGAUUUCGGCCGUAGACUGGUCAUCAGUCAGCCAAAGGUCAGCGACAGCGGUUACUACCAGUGUGAGGCGUCGCUUCGCAGCAGCAGCGUGCCGUCGGUCACCGCCGGUGCUUUCCUGCAAGUGCUAGAAUAUCCUCUGUUUGUAAAAGAGCCACCAAGUCACAUCACAGCUGAGAUGGAGAAGGUGGUGGACAUCCCUUGUCAGGCUAGAGGCACACCUCAGCCAGACAUCGUGUGGUACAAGGAUGCUGUGCCCAUCAGCCCGGUGAAGAUCCCCAGGUACAAAGUUCUGGUGGGAGGCAGCCUGCAAAUCAAUGGCCUUCUGCCCGAUGACACGGGAAUGUUCCAGUGCUUCGCUCGCAAUCUCGCCGGGGAGCUCCAGACCAACACCUACCUUGCUGUCACCAGCAUCGCUCCCAACAUCACCGCCGGCCCCGCUGACAGCGCCGUGAUUGACAGCAUGUCAAUCAUCAUGCACUGCGAGACCUCCGGAGCACCGCGCCCAGCCAUCACCUGGCAAAAAGGCGAACGUGUCCUGGCCAGCGGCUCGGUCCAGUUGCCCAGGUUCACCCUGCUGGAGUCGGGCAGCUUGCUCAUCAGUCCGUCGCACCUCUCCGACGCCGGCACCUACACCUGCAUGGCCAGCAACUCUCGAGGCAUCGAUGAAGCGUCUGCAGACCUUGUGGUGUGGGCUCGCACCCGCAUCACCAAGGCGCCGCAGGAUCAAAGCGUCAUCAAGGGCACCAAGGCGGUCAUGGCCUGCGGGGUGACCCACGACCCCAGCGUCACAGUCAGUUACGUGUGGGAGAAGAGCGGCACCGCGGUUGACGUGAACGCGUCGCCCCGCCUCCGGCUGGAUCCCGAGGGGACGCUUCACAUCUCCCAGACGUGGUCCGGAGACAUCGGGACAUACACCUGCAGGGUGACCUCCGUGGGUGGCAACGACUCCCGCAGCGCCCACCUCAGAGUCAGGCAACUCCCACACGCGCCCGAAAACCCGAUAGCGCUCCUAAGCACGGCAGAGAAACGGGCCAUCAACCUGACCUGGGCUCAGGCGUUCGACGGCAACAGCCCUCUCAUCCGCUACAUCCUGGAAGUGUCCGAGAACAACGCUCCAUGGACGGUCCUGUUGGCCAACAUCGAUCCAGAGUCUACCGGGGUCACCGUCGGCGGCCUCAUUCCGGCACGUUCCUAUCAGUUCCGCCUGUGCGCCGUCAACGACGUCGGCCGAGGCCAGUUCAGCAAAGAGACGGAGCGACUAACCCUCCCGGAGGAGCCACCCAGCGCCCCGCCUCAGACGGUCAUCGCCAGUGGCCGCACCAAUCAGUCCAUCAUGAUCCAGUGGCAGCCGCCCCCGGAGAGCCAUCAGAACGGACCCCUCCAGGGCUACAUCAUCAGGUACUGUCUGUCUGGGCUGCCCGUGGACUGCCAGAUAAAAAACAUCACCAACCCGGACCAAAGCAGCCUGCUCCUGGAGGACCUCAUCAUCUGGACCAACUACGAGAUGGAGGUGGCGGCAUACAACGGGGCAGGCAGGGGCGUCUACAGCCACAAGGUGACAGAGUGGACUCUGCAAGGAGUGCCCACAGUGCCACCAGGGAAUGUGCAAGCUGAGGCUGUCAACUCCACCACGAUACGUUUCACCUGGAGCGCCCCCAGCCCUCAGUUUAUCAACGGAAUUAACCAGGGAUACAAGCUGUUGGCGUGGGAACCCAAUCGGGCCAGCGAGGUCACCAUGGUGACGGCGCGCCCCAACUUCCAAGACAGCGUCCACGUGGGCUACAUCUCGGGUCUGAGGAAGUUCGCCGAGUACUACACGUCCGUCCUGUGCUUCACCACGCCAGGGGACGGACCGCGCAGCCCGCCUCAGCGGCUGCGCACCCACGAAGACACCCCCGGCGCCGUGGGACACCUCAGCUUCACAGACAUUUUGGAUACCUCCCUAAAAGUCAGCUGGAAGGAGCCUCAGGAGAAAAACGGUCUUCUCACAGGCUACCGCAUCUCUUGGGAGGAGUUCAACAGGACCAACACGCGGGUGACCCACUAUUUGCCCAACCCCACUCAAGAGUACAAGGUGACGGGGCUCACCGCGCUCACCACCUACACCAUCCAGGUGGCCGCCAUGACCUCCAAAGGUCAAGGUCAACUCUCGGCAUCCACCAUCUCCUCUGGUGUCCCGCCAGAACUACCGGGCCCCCCGACCAAUUUAGCCAUCUCAAAAAUCGGCGCUCGCUCUGUCAAUCUGCAGUUCAAGCCCGGUUAUGACGGCAAGACGUCCAUUUCCCGCUGGCAGGUGGAAGCCCAGAUCGGUAUCAUCGGAGAGAAUGAAGAGUGGCUUAAGAUACAACAGCUGGCAAAUAAGCCUGAUGCCAGAUCCAUGGAGGUCCUGGACCUGAACCCUUUCACUUUUUACAGGUUCAGAAUGCGACAGGUGAACAUCGUGGGUACUAGCCCCCCCAGUCAGCCUUCUAGAAAGAUCCAAACCCUGCAGGCUUCCCCGGACGUCUCCCCGGCCAACGUCACCCUCCGCACAGCCAGUGAGACCAGCCUGUGGCUUCGCUGGGUGCCUCUUCCCGAGUGGAAAUACAACGGGAAUCCCGAUCUUGUCGGCUACCGCAUCCAGUACUCCAAGGCCGGGUCUAAAGGAGGAGUUCUUUCCCACGUAAUCAUGGACCGGCUGGAGAGAGAGUUCACCAUUGAAGAUCUGGAGGAGUGGACAGAGUAUGAGGUUCGCGUUCAGGCCAUCAAUGGAAUUGGAGCUGGACCCUGGAGCCAGCCUGUCCAUGGCAGAACGAGGGAGUCUGUGCCAUCCAGCGGUCCCAGCAAUGUGUCAGCCUUUGCCACCACCUCAAGCAAGAUCCUGGUACGCUGGGGAGAAGUCCCGGAGCCGGAUCGCAACGGGCUCAUCCUGGGCUACAAGGUCAUCUACAAAGAGAAGGACUCAGAAAUGACCCCCAACUUCUGGACAGUGGAUGGCAACACGAGCCACAGUGUCCAUCUGACCGGUCUGGGCAAGUACGUUCUCUAUGAGAUCCGGGUCCUGGCAUUCACCCGUAUUGGCGACGGAAGGAGCAGCUCGCCAUCCAUCCUGGAAAGAACGCUGGAUGAUGUUCCUGGUCCUCCUGUUGGCAUCCUGUUCCCCGAAGUCAGAACCACAUCAGUCAGGCUCAUCUGGCAACCUCCUUCCCAGCCAAACGGCAUCAUCCUGGCCUACCAGAUCACAUACAGGAGAAACUCCUCCAGCACGAGUGCCGCCACCGUGGACGUUCUGAGUCCCAGCGCCCGACAGUACACGGCGACGGGGCUCAGGCCUGAAAUGGUUUACAUCUUCCGCCUGACUGCGCAAACACGCAAGGGCUGGGGGGAAGCAGCCGAGGCCUUGGUGGUCACGACAGAGAAGCGAGCGCGACCCCAACCCACGAGCCGGCCUGUCGUGCCUCAAGCGCGAGUGCAGGCUCGCAGAGUGCAGUUGUCAUGGGAACCGGGCAGCGACGGCCUCUCUCCGGUCCGUUACUACACAGUGCAGUACAGAGAACUGCCCGACAGCAACUGGACGGUCCAUUCUGCGUCCGUCAGCCAUGAGAUGAUCUCGUACUCAGUGGACAGGUUAAAACCCUUCACGUCCUACCAGUUUCGUGUCAAGGCCACCAAUGACAUUGGAGACAGUGAAUACAGCCAGGAGAGUGAGGCCAUCACUACUCUACAGGAUGCCCCAGACAAACCCCCCACCAUUCUGUCCGUAACACCCCACACCACCACGUCUGUGCUGGUCCGCUGGCAGUCCCCCUCCGAGGAUCACAUCAAUGGAAUUCUACUGGGCUUCAGGGUCAGGUACAGGGAGUUGUACUACGACCGACUGCGCAGCUUCACAGUUCGCACCGUCAACAGUCCCUCCCCGAGCUGGGCCGACCUCACUGCACCUUACAGCGUCAGGAACCUGAGCGAAUCCUCCCUCACCCAGUAUGAACUUGACAAUCUGAGUAAACACAAGCGCUACGAGAUCCGACUCAGCGUGUACAACGCUGUCGGGGAGGGUCCCAGUAGCGUGCCGCAGGAGGUCUUUGUCGGCGAGGCAGUCCCGACCGCGCCGCCCCAGAAUGUCGCGGUCCAGUCGUCCACUGCCACCCAGCUGGACGUCACAUGGGACCCCCCUCCCCUGGAUGCACAGAACGGAGACAUCCAAGGUUACAAGAUCUAUUUCUGGGAGUUUCAGCUGCAGAACGAGACGGAGCGUCUGCGCACGUUGUUCCUGCCCGAGCUGGGGGUCAAGCUGAAAAACUUGACGGGCUACACCACCUACAUGAUCAGCGUGGCCGCCUUCAAUGCGGCAGGGGACGGGCCGCGAUCCCUGCCCAGCAGAGGGCGCACUCAGCAAGCAGCUCCCACCGCCCCCGGCUUCAUCCACUUCAGCGAGCUGACCACCACCUCCGUCAACGUGUCCUGGGGAGAGCCCAAGCAGGCCAACGGCAUCGUGGAAGGCUACCGUCUGGUUUACGAGCCGUGCACGCCAGUCGACGACUCCUCUCCUCGCACUCCAGGUGUCAGUAAGAUAGUGACAGUGGACGUCAAAGGCGGCGCCCCCUUGUGGAUGAAGAUCAAGGACCUCUCCGACGGCGCCACCUACAACUUCCGUAUCCGGGCCAAAACGCUUACUUACGGACCUGAGGUGGAGGCCAACAUCACCACGGGGCCAGGAGAAGGAGCCCCAGGCCCUCCCGGGGAGCCCUUUAUUUCUCGUUAUGGCUCCGCACUGACCCUGCACUGGACCAGCGGUGAUCCAGGCCGUGCACCCAUCACGAGAUACGUCAUUGAAGCCAGACCGUCUGAUGAGGGACUGUGGGACAUUUUCAUCAAAGACAUCCCCAAAGAAGUCACGUCCUAUACGCUCAACCUGGAAAUGCUGCGAGAAGGCGUGACCUAUGAUUUCCGAGUCAUAGCGGUCAACGACUACGGCUACGGUUCUCCCAGCCUCCCUUCGCCGUCCAUAUCAGCCCAGAAAGUGUCGCCCUUCUACGAGGAAUGGUGGUUCCUGGUCGUCAUCGCGCUGGUGGGUCUCAUUUUCAUCCUGCUGCUGGUGUUUGUCCUCAUCAUACGAGGGCAGAGUAGGAAAUACACCAAGAAGACUGAUUCAGGGAACCACUCCAACUGCACGGCGCUGCCGCUGACCCACGGCGAGAUGGUGCACCUGGACGAGGGCCGCUUCCCGUCUCUGGAGCUCAACAACAGACGCCUCUCGGUGAAAAACUCCUUUUGCCGCAAGAACGGCAUCUACACACGGUCGCCACCGAGGCCCAGUCCCGGAAGUCUUCAUUACUCUGACGAGGACGUGAGCGCCAAAUAUAACGACCUGAUUCCAGCAGAGAGCAGCAGUCUGACUGAGAAGCCCUCCGAGAUCUCAGACUCUCAGGGCAGCGACAGCGAGUACGAGAUGGACCAGAGCCGGCAGAAGACGCACUCCUUCGUGAGCCACUACAUCAGCGACCCCACCUACUACAACUCGUGGCGGAGGCAGCCCAAGGGCGUCUCUCGGCCCCCGGCAUACGGCUACUCUCAGCCCGAGCCCCUCGUGGAGCAGGAGUCCCGACCCCACCCGCCUCCCGUGCCCCCUCUGCCGCCCCUGGUCCCCCAGAGCGCCCCGUCCCCGCAGCCCCAGGUGCAGCCCCCGGGCCAGGGCACCCUUUUCAGGCCGAAAGGAAGCCGGACUCCCACCCCUUCCUUGAUGUCCUCGGAACCCCCCAGCCAGCACGGCACUCUCUACCGGCCCCCCAGCAGCCUGGGCUGCUCCGCCAACCCUCCUCCGCCCACUGCGGGGUUCUCCUCUUUCGUUUGACGCACUGCUCUUCAAAACAAGAGCUUGGACACUGAGAACCAGUCUCGACAUCACAGACAUCUUUCCUCUCUGCAAAGUGUGCGUGUGUGUGUGUGGUUUAUUAAUGUGAUGUUUAUUUAAUGACAAUCAUUUGGUGGAACAUGAUCAUCAAAAGGAGACGGAAGGAAGAAGAUACUGUACAAUUGUUUGAUAUGAGAGCUUUAAAAGGACUCACACACACUUGAAAACCCAUCGAGCACUUGGAUUGACGAGAGCGGAGAACUACGAAAGGAAGAAUGUUUGUAAAAAAAAAAAAUAAUUGGUGAGGAACCGGACUCUAUUUUAAAAAAAGAGGCAGUGACAGUCACUGUGACCUCCUCCACUGCCUUUCUCCGUUGUCUUUACGAUACCUACACAUCUCAUGUCCUCUACCAGCUAUUUAUAUCGAUCCACUUCAAGCUCACCGAUGGCGCCGCUGCCGUCAAGAACUAUACGGAGAAAUUUUGUUGACAUUGGAAAAAAAAAGCCUGUCUUUUUGCCGUUAUCCACAUCAUCAUCAUCAUCAUCAUCAUCACAGAUGCUGACGCAAAGGGCAGAAGCACAAGUCCCCUUCGGAUCAGACAAUGUUGCACCCUCACUGCUGACUUGUUGGGGAGUUUUGUAGGAAAUGGUUCUAAAGGUUAGGACCUGUGGCAUUGGCCUGGAACAAAAUAGUUCAUCAAAGCAGUGGACAAGCAAGUAAAAAAAACAACACAUUUUGUUUUAUCCAAAAAUGUCAAGUGGAACCUCUGGAGCAGUGGUUCUCAACUGGUUUGCAGGAACCCCUUAAUCCCAAUUAUAACUGGAACUGCAACUCUGGGUUCCUACGAGUCUGCGUGUAAUCAUGACGCAUGCGGCCACGUCAUUCCCAUUGCCAAGACCCGCCAUCGAAAAUUUCAGGAAGAUCGGAGCAUGCAGAAGGAAGUUACCGUUGAUAUAAUUUUCCACCACAAGGGGGCGAGCUUAGCGGCUAUCACAGGGGUCACCAGGUAGCCCGUAAGGACCAGAUGAGUCGCCCGCUGGCCUGUUCUAAAAAUAGCUCAAAUAGCAGCACUUACCAGUGAGCUGCCUCUAUUUUUUUAAUUUUUAUUUAUUUACUAGCAAACAAACGACUCACCACCGCAAAUCAUGGGUACUCAUCGUUGACCUAAACAAGUCGUUCAAAAUCCAGGCGGCGAACCACGAGUUGGGAUUUACUGUUCCAAUCUAUUGAGUUGCAGAAGGAAGAAUAGCUAGCAAAUGAACAACUCAUUGCCGAGUCAUACCAAAGACUAUAAAAAUGGGACUCAUUACCUCCCUGCUUGGCACUCAGCAUCAAGAGUUAGAAUUGGGGGUUAAAUCAACAAAAUGAUUCCGCGAGCGUGGCCAGCGCUGCUGCUCACUGCUCCCCUCACCUCCCAGCGGGUGCUACAAGGGGAUGGGUCAAAUGCAGGGAGUAAUUUCCCCACACCUAGUGUGUGUGCGACUAUCAGUGGUACUUUAACAACUUUAAAUGUGAAUCGGGUCUCAUCGUUCACUUAAAAGAGUCGUUAAAAAGACUCAACUCGUUUGCAAAUGUGACCAAAAAUCCUGCUCUUAAUUAACAGAGACGCACGACUAAGAACGUCUGGCAAACGAAUGAAUCACCACGGCCGUUUAGUUCUCAUCAUUAACUUUAAAAAGUUGCUCAAAAGGUGAGUGGCGAACUUUGUACAAUUUAUUGAAAUGCACAAAGAAGAACGAAUCAGUACUGAAAAGAGCCAUGGAAAAGUCUCGACCCGUUCUCAAAGACCCGCCACCACGCACUGAAAGCAAAGUCCGUAUGACUGAGCAGUUGAGAACCUCUGCUCUAAAGUAAAAUACUUGAAUUCUUACAAUUCUGAGUUCAAGCCAAAUCUGAGAGUCACCCAAAGAUGAAUUAAAUACGUGGACGACUUUAACUUGUUAUUAAGGUGAAUGUAUUUUUUUGUUUUUGUGUCAAUUGAGAAUGUUAUUGAACAUUACAUAUGUCAUGAAAUCAUGCUCUUUGAUUACAUAUUUACCAAUUUUUCAACAGUUUUUAAAUCCUAACUGUGGUUAACUUAUGUUUACACCCGUAUGAUCGUCCCCAAAAAUUUUUACUUUGACUGCAUUUCUAUAAUUGACAACGCAACAGUGAAAAAUAAUGAUAAUUCUUCAUUUUUUUUAUUUUAUUUUUUAUCAAAUAUUGUUUUUAUUGAAACAUGUAGCUAAAUGUUCUGGACUCCUGUUUUUAUACCGGUAAUACUUGUUUUACUCUGCACGGUUGAUUUACUGAAGGAUGAAACAACAGCGCCUCUGUUGGUGACAGCUAAGUAGUGCAGUCUGUUUUACACGAAUCAACAAUUUUACACAAUUAAAUAUAAAGCCCAUCCCUAAUUAAAACACUAACAUUCCAUUAGUUCACAUGGAGACACAUGUUUUUAAAUACAAAAAAAUUCAAACUGUUUUUUAAUAUAAGAGGUUCCACUUUUUUAAUGUUAUUUAUCUACUAAUUGCAUAACCUAUUUUAUUUGUAGUACAAAAUCCUACUAAAUUCCGACAACACCUGAUUAUACAGCAUCUCUGAUAGACAAAGCCAAAAACCAGGUGAAGUUGACCCGUUGUGUAACUCAAAUAAAAACAGAAUGCAAUGAUUUGCAAAUCCUUUUCAACUUAUAUUCAAUCGAAUAGACUGCAGAGACAAGAUAUUAAAUGUUCGAACUGAGAAACGUAAUUUUUUUUUGCAAAUAAUUAUUAACUGAGAAUUUAAGAGCAGCAACACAUUGCAAAAAAGUUGGUACACAGGGGCAUUUUUACCACUGUGUUACAUGGCCUUUCCUUUUAACAACACUCAGUAAACGUUUGGGAACUGAGAAAACCAAUUUUUGAAGCUUUUCAGGUGGAAUUUUUGCCCUUUCUCGUUAUGUUCUUUUAGGCUUCAUAAUGCACCACACAUUUUCAAUGGGAGACAGUCUAGUACCCGCACUCUUUUACUAUGAAGCCAAGCUGUUGUAACAUGAGGCUUGGCAUUGUCUUGCUGAAAUAAGCAGGGGCGUCCAUGAUAACGUUGCUUGAAUGGCAACAUAUGUUGCUCCAAAACCUGUAUGUACCUUUCAGCAUUAAUGGUACCUUCACAGAUGUGUAAGUUACCCAUGCCUUGGGCACUAAUACACCCCCAUACCAUCACAAAUGUUGAAUUUUGAACUUUGCUCCCGGAUUAAUCCAGAUAGUUAUUUUUCUCUUCGUUCUGGAGGACACGACGUCCACAGUUUUCAAAAAAACAAUUUGAAAUGUGGACUCGUCAGACCACAGAACACUUUUCCACUUUGCAUCAGUCCAUCUUAGAUGAGCUCGAGCCCAGCCAAGCCGGUGACGUUUCUGGGUGUUGUUGAUAAGUGGCUUUCGCUUUGCAUCGUAGAGUUUUAACUUGCACUUACAGGUGUAGCGACCAACUGUAGUUACUGACAGUGGUUUUAUGAAGUGUUCCUGAGCCCAUGUGGUGAUAUCCUUUACACACCGAUGUGGCUUUUUGAUGCAGUACCGCCUGAGGAUUCGAAGGUCACAGACAUGCAGUGAUUUCUCCAGAUUCUCUGAACCUUUUGAUGAUAUUACCGACCGUAGAUGGUUGAGAAAUGUUGUUCUUAAACUCUUGGACAAUUUGCUCACGCAUUUGUCCACAAAGUGGUGACCCUCGCCCCAUCCUUGUUGGUGAAUGACCGAGCAUUUCAUGGAAGCUGCUUUUAUACCCAAUCACGGCACCCCCACCUGUUCCCAAUCAGUGUUCGAUGUUCCAAAUAAGUAGUUGAUGAGCAUUCCUUACCUUUUCUCAGUCUUUUUUUUGCCACACGUGGCAGCUUUUUUGGAAACAUGUUGCAGGCAUCAAAUUCCAAAAUGAGCUAAUAUCUGCAAAAAAUAGCAACGUAUUCCAGUUUGAAGGUUAAGUAUCUUGUCUUUGCAGUAUAUUCCAUUUGAAUAUAGGUUGAAAAGGAUUUGCAAAUCUUUGUACUUUGUUUUUAUUUAGCAUUUACACAACGUGACAACUUCACCGGUUUGGGGGUUUGUAAACCCCAGUCUAAGUGUACAGUCUAUGUUUUCUAAACCACACCAUUUUGAAAUAUGUGGCUUCUAAUUGCGGAAGGAUCAGGAAAAAAAAAAAAAAAAGGUAUAAUAAUCUACAAAGUUAUCUGUCAAAACUCUUGGAUGUGAACACCACUGUAAACACGCAUCAAACAUUGUAAAUCUAUUGAUGAAAUAAAUUAUUUUAUUUUUCAUGCCUCUCCUUAGUAGCUGCAAAGAACGAUACGUUUCUGUCCAAUGGGGGAUGUUUGUGAGGAAUGUGAGGAAGACUAAUAAAUGAGAAUGGGAGUGCGAUUUAGGAGGAGGGAGUGCAGGACGACUAAUCGCCUUAUUUCAGGCGGGAAAACAUUGAUCUGAAGCAAGGUUUUAAGGAGAAGUUCAAUAAAGGGUGCAAGUGC
This is a messenger RNA of Nerophis ophidion (straightnose pipefish), 11306 nucleotides long. It is a transcript of the gene sdk2a, whose product is annotated as sidekick cell adhesion molecule 2a. Gene Ontology annotation, molecular function: protein binding. NCBI's taxonomy places the organism in Eukaryota, Metazoa, Chordata, Actinopteri, Syngnathiformes, Syngnathidae. The record is from RefSeq and is a predicted model, not a curated record. Bases 97 to 6834 code for a protein of 2245 amino acids. The transcript has 45 exons.